Plasmopara halstedii is the source of this 1809-nucleotide messenger RNA. RefSeq lists its product as uncharacterized. Bases 1 to 1809 code for a protein of 602 amino acids. The record is from RefSeq and is a predicted model, not a curated record. The transcript has 10 exons. Lineage: Eukaryota; Oomycota; Peronosporomycetes; Peronosporales; Peronosporaceae.
AUGUCAGCAACGGCACCUGCGGGUGCAUCUGUGGCAGCGCCUAACGGGACCAAUACGACACCAAAUAAGAAUUCACCACAUCUUCACUCAGUAGCCAGCAGCCUGCGGUCGUGCCUGGAUGGAAUGCUACCGGAUAAUCUGCGUAACGACAGCGCCGCUUUCCAGCAACAUUUAUCACAGCAAAAGACACGUUUACAAACUGAAAAGAACACAUGGCGCUUUGGUCUUAACUACCUUUUUGAGACACUAAAGCAGCACAAAGAUUGGUACGGACGAAAUCAACAAUUCGUUCAAUUGCGCAAGGAUGUCAAGCGAUUUGAAUCCCAUGUAGCUACUUUACGAACAAUUUUGGCCGAGAGUGUUAGCAAAUUAGAUCUUGAAGCAGGAUUGCGAGGCGCGGAGCUUGAAGGUCGUGUAGGUGCAUAUAAAGUUAUGUUUGAGGUCACGAAAAUUGUGUCCAAGUUGAGUCGCCCACUUGUCAAGCUCCAGAUUCUUAAACCGAAUGAGUCGUCACUCUCGGUAUAUUGUGACACAUUUGUGCUGGACAUUGUGCUAUCUGGAGGAGAGGGUGCCGUCGAGUCAGCAUCACUAACGACUGUAGAGAAAGAUCAAACCAGCCAAUUUCCCGACCGAGACGAAGAUUUACUAGUCUCAUUAAAAUUACUUGCGAAUGGAGAUAGUAAAACGUUUACGGAGAAGCUCAAUCGACUUAUUAACCGUGCGGAACUUGCAGUUAAAUUUCCAGCGCUAAACUUUGAACAACUAGAGCUUGACCUGUUUGCUAAAGUGACGGAUGCAUGCAGCCAACAGAAGUACUGGACGGCUAAACGCGCAGUCGAGGGUGUACGAAUCGUGUUUAAAGACCCAUUUGCUUGCAUUCCCGUGCUUGAACCACCCCGGAAACGUGUGAAACUCGACGAAGUACACGUUUCUACUACUCCCGUCGGUAUUCCAAGCACAUCAUUAGGCACCGGAGAUGUAAAUGCCAUGGAUGAAAUCAAUGGAAUGGUGGAUGAUUCCGAUGACGUUUCUAAAUCUUCAUCAUUAACACAAACAGACAUUCUCGCUUCACUCGCAACUGGCGAGUGGACUGGUAGUAUCAGUUUUAUCGAAUGGCGUGGUCAAGUGGCACUUCACGUAGUGGGAGAAGCUCCGCUUGUGAUGGUUGGACAACAAGCUCGAAAACUGGCGCUUGUUGUCAUGCAGAAGCAGGAAGUUGCAGCGAAAGAUGUACACGAAGACGAAAAAUUGUUUAAUGAAUUUGUAAGCUGGACGACACCAGACGGGAAAAAGCCGAUUCUUCCGCGACUUCAUUUUGCGCAAGAUCACAGCAUUUGCUACGUCUUUCCACCUCGAUCGUCUUUGGCAAUGCGUCAAGAAUUUACGUUGACGACAAAAGAAAUUUCAGGAGGUUUAACACUGCACUCGUUUCCUAUUCCGCUAGCGAAUGCGUCGAUGGAGACGCUAACGAGUGUCUUGCAAGUCUGUGGUCGUAGUCUUUUUUUUCACGCGCUUUUGUUAUCGGUGUUUUGCUCAAAAAGCAACACGUUUGGCCAACGCAUUCCUGCUGACAACGACGAUGCAAUUCACGCUCAGAUCAAGGUUGACGUAGCAGCACCUGAACGCAUUACUAUGAAUACUGGAGACCUAUUUGGAGCCGAUCAACAAGUGUUGAUUGAAGUUAAUACCACACCAGAUUGUUCACUAGAACUCAGUGUCAAGUACCAGAUAGAGACAACACCUUCACUUCCAUUAGAAAAGACCCCGACAUUGCAGAAGCUCGCAAGUUAUCAAUGGCGCAACUGGUGA